Molecule: messenger RNA, 3560 nt
Organism: Galendromus occidentalis (western predatory mite)
Lineage: Eukaryota; Metazoa; Arthropoda; Arachnida; Mesostigmata; Phytoseiidae
Gene: CycT
Product: Cyclin T
Exons: 9
Coding region: 3-2906 (967 amino acids)
Biological process (GO): regulation of transcription by RNA polymerase II
Molecular function (GO): cyclin-dependent protein serine/threonine kinase regulator activity
Source: RefSeq, a predicted model, not a curated record
UGAUGGCGGCUGUAGGACCAGGCACCGUUGGUGGGAAUUCAAACACAAAUGGUGCUGAAAGAUGGUAUUUCACCGCCGACGAACUUGCCAAUUCGGCCAGCAGGGCUUGUGGCAUAGACCCCGAAAAAGAAUUGGCUCAGAGACAGCAAACCGCUAAUUUGAUUCAGGAGAUGGGACAACGAUUGCAUGUGAAUCAGUUGUGCAUCAACACCGCCAUCGUAUACAUGCACCGUUUUUAUCGCUUCCACUCCUUCACGAAAUUCAACAGAAAUGACAUCUCGCAGUGCGCAUUGUUCCUCGCUGCGAAGGUUGAAGAGCAACCUCGGAAGUUGGAACACGUUAUAAAAUGUGCAAGAGCCGUACUAUCGAAAACGAGCACAAACAAUACGCUUGACCCAACGUCAGAAGAAUACCUCGCCAUGGCUGGUGAAUUGGUAGCAAAUGAGAACUUGAUGCUUCAAACGCUCGGAUUCGACAUCGGCAUCGACCAUCCGCACACGCACGUCGUCAAAUGUUGUCAGCUUGUUAAGGCGACCAAGGAACUCGCACAAACUUCUUACUUCUUAGCAACAAAUACAUUGCAUUUCACUACCAUGUGUCUUCAAUACAAGCCCACAGUGGUUGCAUGCAUUUGCAUCCAUGUUGCCUGCAAAUGGACAGAUCUUGAGAUCCCGACAUCUUCGGAAAAUAGACAAUGGUUCAGCUAUAUCGAUGAUACUGUGACCCCGCAGUUGCUCGAAGAGUUAUCCGCCGAGUUUCUCGCGUGUCUGGACAAGUGUCCCGAGAAAACGCGGAACCGAAUCUUUUCUUGUCUGAAGAACGUCCCUGGCGGUGUUCAUCGGACUCACUUGCAGCCACCUCCUGCGCAGCCGCAGCAUCACAGAAGUGAUCCGAACGCAGUGCAGCGAGCAGACUCGAGUAGAAGUUCGAAUAGAGCGCUCCAUCCCACCCAUCAGCCCGACUCGACAACAUUGAUCGCUGACAGAAGAAGAACUGCGCCGCCUAGUUCCCAACAACAGCAACAACAUCAACAGCAUCAGCAGCAACAAACCCAGCCCCAACAGCAACAAGCCAGCAGCGGUCAUGGCCACCGAAUGUCAAGCCACCACAGUAGCUCGACUUCGGACCGCUACUCGUACAACAAGGAACAUCAACGAACACAGCAAACUCAGAAUCUAGCCGGUACUCAAUCUCAGGGACGCCAUUCCCUACCUCCAAACAUCAAACCAGCUCAAGCGUCGAGUGGGAUGGUGCACCCGAAGAAGCAGUACCAACAACAACACUACCUCGGAGGUCAACAGCAGUCACAACAACAACAACAACCAACUCAACAGCAUCAAUCGCAGCAACAGUCCCAACAACCAGCAGCCGACAUCAAACCGCGCGGAAGCAAUAACGGUGCCGUGCAAUCGUCCGCCCAUGCUGCACAUGGCCUGCUGGACCCUGGUCGGAGGCCCCACAUGAAGCAGGACGUGCAUCAACACCAUCAGCAGCAGCAGCAGCAGCAACCGCUGUCACAACAUUCUCACAGCAUGCCUCAGCUCAAUAGUCAGUCGAUAUCAUCUAAAUCAAAUGAAGUCAAAUCCAACGUCCGUAACCAAGUGAUGGGCAGCCUCUUCGAUGAGUCCAGUGGUUUGCUCAGAACGGCGGACUUCUCUCAGCCCUAUCCCAGUUGCGCUUCUCCGCCAGCUCACAACCCUAUGUUCGAGGGUGAUUCCUCGUCCAUGGAGAAUGAUUUUCUCUCCGGACUAGUUUCACAGACAAGCCCGAACAACAACUCCGGCUCGAAUUCGCUGGGUUUCGGAGGGACAUUCAAUCAACAGAAGCAAUUGUCUCCCCCGGAAACUCAACACCGCUUGAGUUCACCCCGAGCGUACUCGGGUGCGGCGGAAUCGGCUGGAGGUUUAAUUCCGAAAAAAGAACUCGCUGCCUCGCUACCGCCCUCAUAUCCCAAUGUCAAGCAGGAGCUCCAUCAACCGCUUGGCCCAGCAUCUCAACGGAAGAUUCAAUCCUCGCUUCCCCCGUCGAUCAAGCAAGAGCUUCCAGAGCCGAGUAGCCUGAUGAGCGCUCAUCAGCAGCUUCAGUUGCCGACGCACAACCAGCAACCACAACAACAACUUCUCCAGCAGUCGCAUCAACAAUCGCAGCUCUCCUCACAAUGCGAAAGUUCGAUGAAUUCCUCUAUCACUCGCGGCCCUCCCGAUGCUCCGAAGCCUCUUUUGGAUGCCGUGUCGAGGCCGAACCUUUCGGCAGUCCCGGCCACCGAAGGCUUGAAUGCUAAUACCGUUUUGGCGACGGCGCUUCCGAAUGAUCAUCCUACGUUAUCUCGACAAGCUGCCCCUGGUCAAGACCUUCCCCUGACGAACGUCGCUCCUCCGACCAUCAUGCAACAGGUACCGCAAACUUCGCAUCCAGUCCAGCCUGAGAUCAACGACUCUCAAACCGAUAGCAGAAGUUUCUUGGGAGCUGAGCAGCAGGAGCUGGACGGUGGGAAGAAGCAUAAGAAGAAAAAGGGGAAGAAGGACAAGAAAGAGAAGAAAGACAAACGCCACAAAGACGACAAGAAGAAGAAAAAGAAGAAGGACAAAAGCAGAGAUAGAUCCCGGUCGAGGUCUCGUUCAUCAUCGCCAGUCGCGCCAUCCACAGUAUUCCAGCCCAUACAAAUGGAUGGUGUCAAGUUGAAAAUCAAAGUGAUUCCUCCGCCGAGACAAGUAGCCGGGAGUAGCAGUGAUUCCAACGCGGGAAACAACGGCUCCGUCACAGGAAGUAGUGCAGCGGGAGGAGGCGACAAUAACCUCAAGAUUAAGAUUCCUAAAGAUAAAUUCGAUGGCGAUCGCAAAGAGAAGCGCAAGCGAAAAGAUGAAUUCUACGAGGAAUCGACGCCAAAAAGUAGGAAAUUUCAAUGAUACUGCGGUGAUGAUGGUAAUGGGUCGAUCACUCGAGCGCUCAGAAACAGCUGAAAGAUGUGAAUAAAUGAGUAUUAAGUAAGCGAUGCAUGAGUGGGCGCAGCCGAGUGAACGAAUGGAUAGAUGGAUGGAUGCGCGCUUAGUUAGAUGGUGGAAUGAGUGGAACGAAACGAAUUCACUCUGCGAAAACCAAACCGAGAGAAUGUGGAGAAGGUUUACAUUAAAAACUUCAUGUAAAAAAAUCCCUCGGGAUAUAUCUUGUUGACGGUUUUGCUCGGAAAUCAUACUGAAUGACUGAUCAAGGAAAAUUCACGGCGCGCUUGCGGCGUUAUGAGAAAGAAAAAGAGCUGGGACUAUAGAAAGAAAAAGUGAUCUCGAUCGCGUCAGCUAGCUAGCAGCCUGUCUAGUGGGAAGUUUCGAUCGGGAGCUCCGUGAGAUCAAAGAAAGUAGGUAGUUUACCAUUCCAGAUCUAGUAAUCGAGAACAAUCGAACGUAUUCGUCGACAAUGAGGUGGCUGCGAUGCGCAGCAGCUCUGACUAUUUUGUUGGAUGGAUGAAAACGGGAGAAAAUUCGAACUUUUUUAGUAAUGAGAUUAAACGGAAACAGUGAGAAAAGCAGACUUGUAUUCUACUUAUGGCCUAAUAAAUUCUGUUG